Molecule: messenger RNA, 375 nt
Organism: Suillus subalutaceus
Lineage: Eukaryota; Fungi; Basidiomycota; Agaricomycetes; Boletales; Suillaceae
Exons: 4
Coding region: 1-375 (124 amino acids)
Source: RefSeq, a predicted model, not a curated record
AUGGGCAGGACAUGGGAAGGAUUUGGUACCGACGGGACGGAAUGGUUGGCCGAGGCAACCCUGGCUCCCUGCAAGCAGCUGAGGCAACAGGUCCGUAUCGGCCGAGUUGGACAUAGUCCGCUGCGACAUGGAAGGGUCGAGAUGCUUGACCUCUAUCGUAAAAAGGGGUUCUGCAAGGCUAGCCCGAGUUUGAACACCACAAUAGCAAGGGAUAUUUGGGCCUAUCCUCUGUCGUGGAAUGCUUUGCUGCAUUGUAUUGAGAUGGGUGAUGAAACGGGUGUUGGUAGCAGUGAAGGACAGCAAGGUCAGAUGGUUGAAAAUGGGUUGAAGAAGUGGAUGAUGGCACCUGGGAAGUUGAGGGCAAGGGGGGCAUGA